AUGCCUUCCGUUCUAGUUGUUGGGGCAACUCGAGGCCUGGGAUUGGCCUUGACCUCAUAUUAUGCCACCAAGCUGUCGUACACCGUCUACGCAACAUCUCGCUCCUCCAACACGCCAUCUGACCCAAAAGCAGAUAAAAUAUCCUGGAUUCCAGACAUUGACCUUUCAAAGCCCAGUGCCGGGUCUGAUCUCGCGUCCGCGCUCAAGGGCAAAACCGUCGACACAGUGAUCAUCACCGCUGGCUACUUUGCGACGGAGGACUUCGGUGAGGCCAAAUGGGAGGAGGAGGUCAAGAUGUACACUCUCUCGGCUGUUGCCCCUAUCUUCGUGGUACAAGAGCUUGUGAAGUCGUCCAUCUUAUCCAAGAGUAGUAAGGUGGUGCUUGUAUCGUCCGAGUCGGGCUCAAUCACCCUCAGGCACGAACAGGAAGGUGGAGGCAAUUUUGGUCAUCAUGGCUCAAAAGCCGCAUUGAACAUGGUCGCCAAACAGCUGUCGUUUGAUCUCAAGGACAAAGAUAUCGCGGUGGUCUCCAUUCAUCCAAGUUUCAUGAGGACUGAAAUGACCAAGGGGGUCGGUUUCGACCAAUUCUGGGAUGCGGGCGGUGCUCUCGAACCAGAAGAUGCUGCCCGCAUAACGGCCGAUUGGGUGGAGAAGGAGUUUUCCAUCGACAAGACUGGCACGUACUGGGCUCCUAGAGGCACUCGGGACAUCGGCAACUGGGAUGUGGUCGUCGGCAAAGGUAAGGCGAAGGAGGGUCCUGUCCAGCUGCCCUGGUAG
This is a messenger RNA of Exophiala aquamarina CBS 119918, 777 nucleotides long. Its product is annotated as 3-oxoacyl-[acyl-carrier protein] reductase. NCBI's taxonomy places the organism in Eukaryota, Fungi, Ascomycota, Eurotiomycetes, Chaetothyriales, Herpotrichiellaceae. The record is from RefSeq and is a predicted model, not a curated record. The transcript has 2 exons. Gene Ontology annotation, molecular function: oxidoreductase activity, acting on the CH-OH group of donors, NAD or NADP as acceptor. Bases 1 to 777 code for a protein of 258 amino acids.